CUUCAACUUAGAUCUUUGUAGAGUAAACGCGACAAGGUAAUUUUGUCGGGUUUUGCGAAAGUUCUUUUAUCCCUUUGUUUAGUUAUUAGUUUCAUUGAAUUUUUGGAUUCUCUGGCAUCCUUCACUGCUUGACUUCAUCUUUCUUUUUUCUCAUUUUGUUUUCGUUCCUUAGAGAUUUUAGAGCUUUAUUAAAAUAAUGUCUUUGCGCGAUGCUUACCAUUGGCCUUCCCGUACUCCUUCUCGUAAGGGGUCAGCGAUCAAGUUGAACAAAACAUUGCGGGACCACCUAGAUGAUUUAGAAUAUAAAUUCACUGUUUCUACGGAUCUCUUGAAGCGCGUCACUGAACGUUUUGUGUCCGAGUUGAAGAAGGGCUUGACUACUGAACCAGGUGACAUUCCUAUGGUGCCUACCUGGGUUACUAGCUGUCCUGAUGGCUCAGAGACUGGUUCCUAUUUGGCCCUUGACAUGGGUGGUACUAAUUUGCGUAUCUGUGAGGUUGAUGUUCAAGGUAACGGCAAAUUCGACAUCAUGCAAAACAAAUAUCGCAUGCCUCAAGCCUUGAAGACUGGUACUCGUGAUGAACUUUUUGACUACAUUGCUACCUGUGUUAAGAAGUUUGUUGACGAAAAUCACCCUGAAGGCGACAAGCAAUUGGAGAUUGGCUUUACCUUUUCCUACCCUUGCAAACAACCCUCAAUUGAUGAAGCAAUCUUGAUUGCUUGGACCAAGGGAUUUGAUAUUGCUGGUGUUGAGGGUGAAAGCAUUGUUCCUAUGUUCAACGAUGCUUUGAAGCGUGUUGGUUGCAACAAUGUGACUUUGAAUGCUGUAUUGAACGAUACCACUGGUACUUUGGUUGCCUCAAACUACACUAAACCAGGUACUGAGGCUGGUGUCAUUUUCGGUACCGGUUGCAAUGCUUGCUACAUCGAGCGCUUUGAUGAGAUCCCCAAGCUUCACGGUUAUAAUUUCCCCGCAGACAUGCCCAUGAUUAUUAAUUGUGAAUGGUGCGACUUUGACAAUCAGCAUGUUGUUCUGCCUCGUACCAAGUAUGAUUUGGCUAUUGAUGCUGACCACCCUCGUCCUGGUUUGCAAACAUACGAAAAGAUGAUUGCUGGCUGUUAUAUGGGAGACAUUUUGCGCCGCAUUCUUUUGGAUUUGCAUGAGCAGGGUAUCUUGUUUGCAGGCCAAAAUGUCACCAAGCUUCGUGAUCCAUUGGCUAUGGAUACCUCUGUGCUGAGUAUGAUCGAGGUGGAUCCUUUUGAAAAUUUGGAUGAGACUCAACAGUUGCUUGAGAACACCUAUGGGUUAACCACUACUGAGGAAGAGCGUCAUUUGAUCCGCCGUGUCUGCGAAUUGAUUGGUACCCGUGCUGCCCGUUUAUCUGCCUGUGGUGUUUGCGCCAUUGUCCUCAAGACUAAGAAGCAAUCCCUGAUGGUUGGUACUGAUGGCAGUGUUUACAACAAGUACCCUCACUUUAAGGAACGUUUAGAAGCUGCCUUUAGAGAAAUUCUUGGUGAGGAGAUUGGCAGUAAGGUUAUCACUACUCCUGCCGAAGAUGGUAGUGGUGUUGGUGCAGCUUUGGUGAGUGCUCUCCAAGCCAAGGGUAAGGCUUUAACUAAGGAUAUUUUGAGAUCCAGAGUCAAGAACUAAGGAAACUAAGAACGGUACCUCCCAAUAUAGAAUUAGAUGUCUUGAAUCUCUUUUUGAUGCAUCAAAGUGUAUGUAGGCUGAAAAUGUAACAUUUGAAAGGUCUCGCUCUUAAAGAUUAAUGAAGGAGCGUAUGAAUAGAGAGUAUCUUUUAUUUGUUCCAUUCUAGGGAUCUUUACUCAUAUAGUGUCGACUAUAUUUUGUGGUGAUGACAGGGCAUGAAAGCCUAUUAAAAUAGUAGGUGUCUUACGCUGAAACACAUACGAACGAACUCACUUUUAUAUUUCUAAGGUUGAUAUGUUGGAUAAUAACCUACACUAAUUGUCUUUCAUAUCCUUACGAGUGAUUUUGUGAAUGAUAAGACUUUCAUUUGGGAUUAUACCUUGGGCGAAUGAGGUUUUAUUAGAAGGAUAGUAACAAGAAAACUUUUUUUCGGUACAGGAAAAGGUAUUGACAUUUGGAAUGAAGUAAAAAAUGAAAACUAGUGGCAGUGAAGUGUAGUAGCAUAGGCAUCAAAUGAAGCUAAGAAUUGUUUAAUUUCAAAAAUAAAACAUGUCAGCAUAUAGAGGAA
This is a messenger RNA of Schizosaccharomyces cryophilus OY26, 2219 nucleotides long. RefSeq names its product hexokinase 1. Bases 197 to 1651 code for a protein of 484 amino acids. Gene Ontology annotation, cellular component: cytosol; mitochondrion. The transcript has a single exon. The record is from RefSeq and is a predicted model, not a curated record. Gene Ontology annotation, molecular function: glucokinase activity; D-glucose binding; fructokinase activity. NCBI's taxonomy places the organism in Eukaryota, Fungi, Ascomycota, Schizosaccharomycetes, Schizosaccharomycetales, Schizosaccharomycetaceae. Gene Ontology annotation, biological process: intracellular glucose homeostasis; glucose 6-phosphate metabolic process; glycolytic process.